AUGAGACAUACAAAACUUGUUGUUUUCUUUGUCUUGUUAUUUCUAAUAAAAUCGUAUUGCCAAACAAUUGAAAACUAUUGCCAAGUUAACAACGUCAUUUCUUUCACACGAACGUCAUUAACAAAUUGCAACCAAAACGAUUUCACGUUAACUGUAAGUACAACAACUGAAAAUAAAAAUACUAUUUUUAUCGAUUCUUUUAAUUUUACAAAUUCAUGUUGUAACAGUACUUUACUGACAUUCACCGAUUUAAACAAUCCGACACCCAAAUACAAAAUUUUUAACAUAUUUCAAGAAAUAACAUUGAAAUAUUUUUUCAUACAAACGCGGUUCAAUAAUUCAAGAAUUACACUUGAAGAAAAUAACCGCCCUGAUAAUCUUUUUGUUUCAAUGGGGUGUUUCAACAACGAAGAAAAUUGCAGAACAGAAAUUGGUGACAACCAACGCCCAACCGUCGCUUUUUUCAAACGUGGAAUUCACUUGUUUUCUAACAUUGACCAGCACUGGUGGAUUGUAUUUCAUCGAAAUGAGACUAUAUCAUAUUCACCGUAUAUUUUGAUCGAUGGCACAACAAAUCAAACUUCCACUUUUCAUUUACAAACAAACAUAAACUUUGGAGAUGUGGAAUUUUCAUAUUUGAGGUAUCUCUUCAGUGGAAAUGAAUUUACACAAAUUCCAACACUUCAAUGGGAUGACUAUACGCACAAAGAUUUGAACGUAAAAGUUGUUUGUAAACGAACGAUAAGUACUUCUGAAAAUGCACUUAAAAGGUUCUUUAUGAUAUCAACAAAUUAUGAUGAAAAAUUAAUCAAUGAAAGUACUUUGUGUGGUUGUGUUCCUAAUUCAAAUUACAUUAAAGAUGAUAACACCACUUUCAAUAUCAGUGAUUGUCGAUUUAACUCAUCAUACUUUGAUUUGGACUUAACAAAACUAACGAAAAAUAAUAAUAAUAACACUGAAGUUAAUUUAUCAAUUAACAAGUGGUAUACCCCUCUUGUAUCUAAUUACCAGAAGUACAUAUUUAAGUCUUCAUUAAAUGAAAUAUAUUUUGAAAAACUGGAGCUUCAACUGAACAAAAGCUUAUUAUUUGAAAUCAACUGCAUAGUUAAUAAUUUAAUAACCACAUCAACUGCAAAUUACAUAUUUAAACAUUCUUUGACAAUUAAUAACAUUAUUUUGGAUAGAGAAGAUUACUCAAACUCAAUUUUAUUUGAAAUUUGGGGAACUUUAUACGACAACACUGAUACAUUGACUGUCUGUGGUCAUCGUGCGGUGAUGAAGAGUCACACAGAGAGAGUUUGUAUGUGUAUGUAUACAAAUAACAAUUAUUAUUAUUAUCCGCAUUCACUAGACGGUCCAUUUCCUUUUGAUUGUGCUAAUAACAGUUGCACACCUUCACUUAUACUCAGAAUUAAUAACACCAAUUACUCAAUAACAACAUCACAAACUUGGGAGAAAAUAAUAUUUUAUAUAGACAACGUGACACUUAUAACAUCAAAUCAAAAUUUUAUAUCAACAACAUAUUGUGAUAUAAAUUCAAAAGUAACUGUGAUUGGUGGAUUUUAUAUUGAAAAUGUCCACUUGUAUCAAAACGCCAAAAUUGUUGUAAAUAACGAUGGGUAUUUGAGACUAUCUCAUAUCUAUUUUGAUGAUAUUUUUAGCAAUGGUAAUCAGACUGGUAUCAUCGAAAUAUACGGGGAAGGUGGGUUGUAUAAAAUUUAUAACAAUGCUGUUAUGUCUCUCGUUAUUAAUGAAGACCAGACUGCGUGCUUUGAAUUCAUUUCUUUUGAAACAGAAAAAGAUAGAAUGUUAGAAACAUCAAAAAUGAUGCUGUAUUUGGGUAAUAAAUUGUAUAGAAUUUGUCCAAGAAUAUGGGCAUAUUCAGUUCAUACAGAAAUGCACUGC
This is a messenger RNA of Entamoeba invadens IP1, 1905 nucleotides long. RefSeq lists its product as hypothetical. The record is from RefSeq and is a predicted model, not a curated record. The transcript is spliced from 2 exons. Lineage: Eukaryota; Evosea; Mastigamoebida; Endamoebidae. The annotation marks the transcript as partial.